Molecule: messenger RNA, 981 nt
Organism: Acanthosepion pharaonis
Lineage: Eukaryota; Metazoa; Mollusca; Cephalopoda; Sepiida; Sepiidae
Source: the annotation of a GenBank genome assembly
AUGGCCGAUGAAUUUGAUGGGACGCUAAAAAGAGUCACCUUACUUGUCGAGGUCUCCCUUAAUAUGAGAAGUACGGGAACGCGACAUGUUUAUAGAAUGUACAACCUCUCAGAGACUGCCACAUCUAUCUAUCUAUCUAUCUAUCUAUCUAUCUAUCUAUCUAUAUAUAUAUAUAUAUAUAAGUACAUUUUAAAAGAAAUUAAGAAAACUUUCACACACUUCCGUAUCUAUCUAUCAAUCUAUCUAUCUAUCUAUCUCCCAAGUGGAGACUUCUCUAUCAUUCUCUUCACGCCUGUAUCUCUUUCUCACUCACUCAGUAUCUAUCUAUCUAUCUAUCUAUCUAUCUAUCUAUCUAUCUAUCUAUCUAUCCGUCUGUUCCCAUCUUCCUUUCUGUCUGUCUGUCUCUCUCUCUCUCUUUCUGUGUGGUUCGUUUUUGUUUCACUUUUUUUUUUGGUCAACACUUAUUUCCGUAACACUUUUUUCAUGUCUGUCAAUCUAUCUAUCUACCUUUCUCGUUUUCACUUUCUUCUUUCUCUGCUACCUCGCUCCACCACCUCACCCCCCCUCUCUCUCUCUCUCUCUUUGUGGAUAUUCGUAUCUAUCUCAGUCUGUUCAUAUCUAUCUAUCUAUCUAUCUAUCUAUCCCAGUCUGUUCAUAUCUAUCUAUCUAUCUAUCUAUCUAUCUAUCUAUCUAUCUAUCAGUUCUUUCAUAUCUAUCUAUCUCAUAUUGAAUCUAUCUAUCUAUCUAUUAUUAUUAUUAUUAUUACUUCAAACGAUAUUAUAUUGGAUAUUCGUAUCUAUCUCAGUCUGUUCAUAUCUAUCUAUCUAUCUAUCUAUCUAUCAGUUCUCUCAUAUCUAUCUAUCUAUCUAUCUAUCUAUCUAUCUAUCUCAUAUUGACUCUAUCUAUCUAUCUAUCUAUCUAUCUAUCUAUCUAUCUAUCUAUCUAACAUUUGGUCUCAGUAUGUCCACAUAUUUAUGUUAA